Messenger RNA from Silurus meridionalis, 1190 nucleotides. It is a transcript of the gene ndufaf4, whose product is annotated as NADH:ubiquinone oxidoreductase complex assembly factor 4. The record is from RefSeq and is a predicted model, not a curated record. The transcript is spliced from 3 exons. The coding region runs from base 68 to 595 and encodes 175 amino acids. Gene Ontology annotation, biological process: mitochondrial respiratory chain complex I assembly. Lineage: Eukaryota; Metazoa; Chordata; Actinopteri; Siluriformes; Siluridae. Gene Ontology annotation, cellular component: mitochondrion.
UUGUUCUACACCGCUUUCCGGUUCCAUCCGAAUACUCACGCGCACACACACACUCACAGUGUCGGACAUGGGCGCGCGUGUAGGUCGACUGUACAAAAACUUCAAUCUGGAAGCUCGUGCGCAUCGCGAAAUUGGUAAAAGCAAACCGGAAGCGGCGCCUCGGCAUCCGGUACCAAUUAACCAGAAUAACAGCGUCCCUCCCGUGAGUGAGAUCCAACGAAAGGAUGAUCUGCUACUGAAUCGUCUUAGAGAAAUCUAUGUGGAUUCUAAAGACCCACAAAUACCGGCAUUAGCAGGUUUGAGGAGGCUGCAGCAGGUGGCUCUUCGCCCCCUCAGCCCCUCACUGGUGCCCCCUGGAGUGUGUGAUGUCACUGAGGUGCCCAAGGGGAAGAUGACCAUUGUAGAGGCGCUAACUGCACUAAACAAGCACAAGCUAUCGCCUCAGGAGUGGCCGGCUGAGAGGAUAGCGCAGGAGCUAACGCUAACACACAGCGACGCCUGUGCACUAACACACUACUUCAUUCCCUUUAACAUUAAAGUCAUUAAAGUCCCCCGGGCUGACCAUACAGACACACACACACUUAAUGACUCCUAAAACACACACACACACACACACACACACACACACUAGAUAUAGUUUUGCUGAAAUCUGACUGUUUCAUGAGUGUUUGAUGUAAUUCGAAUCAAUAUGAAAUUCUACAGUCAUUAUUAUAUUAAAGAGAAAAAAAAGAACAAAGUGUUACUCAGCUACUUACGAGGCUUUCGAGUGUGAGGUAAACCCUGCACCACAGUGCACUCACACAAACACACAACCUCACAGCACACAUGAAUUGUCACACACAUACACAAAUGGGGUUUCAACCUGGAGAAAAUAUGGAGAACCUGUAGAAAUCCCAGCUCAUCACAGAUUAUUCAGUGUUCUGGAGUGAUGUAGUAGAGUGUGUGUGUGUGUGAUGUGAAUGAGAUCUGCUGAGAGUUCAGGAAAAAACACUACUCAUUAGAGGAAUCCCCUUAUGACAUCAUCAGGCUUGUUAGAGGAGUCACAGUAAACAUCAGUGUGUGUUUGUGUGUAAUCAAUCACACACACUUUCUCUCCAAAGGCCAGUGCUGCUGCUGUUGCGAGGUAACAGAGUUGAUGUUGGAGAGAUACUGUGUUUUUAUUAUGAAUAAAUCUCAGAAACACAAUCAGG